AUGGCACCACCAAGGCAGCGCGGAACAGCCGCUGGCGGCCUUGACGAUUCGAGAUCAGAAGCGUCUACUGGCCAGCGAGAACGACAAACUGGAGCCACCAAGGGUCGCAGGGCAGGAAAUACUGCUGCUUCUGCUGCUGCUACAGCAAGCAAAGAUGCGAGACAACCACAGCCAGCAGCAGUUGUGGGUGAUCCUGAACAGGGCACAGCGGAAAAUCCAGGUAUAAACUGGUCUAGCAUGCCCCUCUCCGUCCUCCAUCAAUAUCGGUACGUCCACAAGCUCCAAUGCCCCAGCGCAUUCUCCUCACGCAUCAACCCCAUCCUCCUCUCACGAGGCAUUGGCUACCGUUCCCCCACCGCCAUCGCAAUGCGCAACGCUCAGAAGGUCGCGAAAAAAAACGGCGACAAGGGCAAAAACUCUCAACCUUCUUCCUCCAAAAACCCGAAAGACUUUAAAUCCACGACAGGCGAGGGCCUUCAACGCAGUCGUAUAGGUACCGCUUACGGGCGAGUGUCCAAGGAACAUCUAGCGUCGGCGGUGAGGAAACACUUCAAUAACACCGCGAUAUCGGAGCAGGACGCCAUCGCCAAGUUUGUCUACAAGGUUUCUGAAGAGAGGAAAGGCAGAGAAUUUCGGUAUAGGUUUCAACCGUCAUAG
Molecule: messenger RNA, 657 nt
Organism: Coccidioides immitis RS
Lineage: Eukaryota; Fungi; Ascomycota; Eurotiomycetes; Onygenales; Onygenaceae
Exons: 2
Coding region: 1-657 (218 amino acids)
Biological process (GO): regulation of DNA-templated transcription
Cellular component (GO): histone deacetylase complex
Molecular function (GO): protein binding; transcription coregulator activity
Source: RefSeq, a predicted model, not a curated record